Bradysia coprophila is the source of this 1636-nucleotide messenger RNA. RefSeq lists its product as uncharacterized. The record is from RefSeq and is a predicted model, not a curated record. NCBI's taxonomy places the organism in Eukaryota, Metazoa, Arthropoda, Insecta, Diptera, Sciaridae. Gene Ontology annotation, biological process: sleep; positive regulation of voltage-gated potassium channel activity; regulation of synaptic transmission, cholinergic.
AGUGCAGAUUUCAGUAAAAAAAAGAAAAUAAUAAUUCGAUUGCGCUUUAAGAGUUUCGUUUUAUUAUUCCUUAUCGUGUAAAACCUUGUUUGCGAUUCUGUGACCCCUUGCGACUAUUUUCAAGCGGUCAAAUAUGUUUUUAAUGUCCGAGAUAUUUAAAAAUGUUGUGAUAAAAAAACAAUGGAAACUUAAUUACGUACUUUAAAAUGAAAUAUUAUCGAGAGAUGCAACGGAACUAAUUGUUUGAUCUCAUUAAUUAAAUUAAUGAAACAUAAACAACUCGUUACACUAUUUCCGCGUGUAAUUUGUACUCUAACUUUAUCUACUUACAUGUUUUUAUGUCCUGAUAAAACAUAAAAGCAAAUUACCUAUCUAAUCACGCCAUUUCUUCCCUAACAUCGUAGUAUGUUGAACACGAGAAAAAUUAAAAUCCAAGAAAGGAAAUAUUGUAUAAGCAUAAUUGGACAUAAUUGGAUUAAAAAGCUAAAAACUCAUUACAUUCAUCAUAUCGGUGGAUCGAUAUCUCGUUGCUGGAUGUUAGAAGAAAAUUCAUUUCUUUAGAUUUCCAUCGAGGCCAUCGAGAAUUCAAAAUAGCAAAAAUAAAAUGAUGGAAAUAUGAAAUCUGAUUUCCAAAUGUAAUUCAUUAUCCAUUUGAUGUUACCAUAAAUUUCAUGGUGAAAUAAUACCCUCGCCCAAUAGCUUUUAAAGUUAAGACAAAAUAGGAUACCUGAAGUGAAAUACUGUUAUCAUGUCGUUGGUGAGCUUUUUUUCAGUCGCGUGAUAUCCAUCGAGUCGAAAGGACAUUCGGAAACGUUAGACGUUGGUGAAUAAUACAGCCUUUGCAAAAAAAAGAACAAAAAUAGCAAAAACUAAAAUUACCGUGUCAUACGCAACCAAAGUAAUUUAUUUUGUGUUUUUUGAUUGAAAAUGUCCACAAUGUUGUUUGCAUCGCUCCUACUUUUAUUCAGCGGAAUAUGUUUUGAAGUAUCUGGGCUACGAUGUUGGGUUUGUCGAUCGGAUGAAAUGAAUGCCUCAUUUUGUGGAGACUAUUUUGACAAAGAUUUGAUAUCAGAUCAGCAACGAAGCUAUGUGUAUGUCAAUUGUUCCCGAGAGCUCACGUCGAUGAAAAAUCCACAUACUAUUCCGGAAGUUCCCGUAUGCCGAUUAAUAAAACAAACAGAGAACAUGACAACUGUAAUUUAUCGAGGAUGCCACUUCCAACAGGAUGGACUACCACGCGACUGUCUUCAUAAGAAAUAUCCGGAUGGAAUAAGGACUGACUACUGCCUGACCUGUUCAACUGACGGCUGUAAUGCAGCAUUAGAUUAUGAUCUUUUGAAAAAAUCACUUCUAACAAGUAGCGCGGUCGGAAUGACUAACUCGUUGAAUAUUUUAUUAAUUUUCGUUCUAAUAUUCGACUGGUUAUUCUGAAGUUCGCAUUUGAUUUUUUUCGCAGAGAUAUUGAAAUAUCAGGACAGGUUAUUCCUGCUUUUUGUUCAUUGAAUUCAAAGGUUACAGUUGUCGUUGCACUUAAUUAAAACAACAAUUCAAAUGUGCACUUGUUCAGACUAGUCUUAGAGAUGUAAAGUCGAGUUGAAGUAGAAAAUUGAAAAUUAAACUCCCAGUUAAAAAAAAA